This is a messenger RNA of Menidia menidia (Atlantic silverside), 1468 nucleotides long. The record is from the annotation of a GenBank genome assembly. Lineage: Eukaryota; Metazoa; Chordata; Actinopteri; Atheriniformes; Atherinopsidae.
AAAGAAUUUGUCGACACAGUUAAAAGCAAGGCAAUUAUAUCUAUUUAGAGCACGGGAGACUUUUUGACAACACGUUAGGCUUGACUACAAAUAAUCUACUAAACAAUUAGCUGUACAAUUUGGCAACAUACCGGAAGAAGAUCUAUGUGUUGCGCUCAAAAUUGUCCCACGUGCUGUGGAAUAUCCAGCUACAAAUGACACAUGGAAUCAUGCUUAAAAAAUAAGAGGUUUUAUUUCAUGUAUGUGAUAACAUGACAUCGGUUUGUUAGCGUAAAUGACGGACAUUGGAGAGGGAUGGCAGGUAGCUCGGCGGCGAAAAGGUACAUCGAAGAAAUAUACAUCUCAUCAGGUGUCUCCAGACUCAAAAUGCCUCAAGGAACACCUGGAUGUUGGGCAGUUUAUCAAACGGAUCAAAAAUAUUAUGUCUGAUCUGAGAUUUGAGGAAUUUUGUAAAGAGUGGCAAGAGCAGCUGCUGGUGGCAGCAUCCACAUCUCCAUUAAAAACAGCUGAGAACAGCAAUGCUGAGGACAGAAAAGAUCAAGUUUGUCAUCAGUUACAAUGUGUUUGUUAUGGGCUGGGCUCUUUCACAACGUGUGUCUCAGCGCGAUACCAACUUGCCAUGUUGCUGAUGCUGCUGGAAGCCAGACAGAUUCCACUGCUGGACUGCUCUGUUUAUGAUCCUGUAUUCUCCUGUGGGGAGAGAGAUGUUUUGAAGGAGUUGGGGCUGAAUGUACUUACAGGAAAUGAGGAGGGGAAGCACCUUGUGACUAAGCCCACCCUCUUUUACAUGAUGCACUGUGGAAAAGCUUUGUAUAACAAUCUCCUAUGGAGGAACUGGAGUGCACAAAGUUUGUCUCAAGUCUUGAUCAUUGGAAACACGUUCAGUGGCAUGAGGGAGAGGUCGAUUGAGAGAGAGUUCAAGCAGGAUUACAGGUACAUCAGUGAGGCUGUGGACUUGUGUGAGGAGAAACAACUGCCAUGUCCUUCCUCUCUGAUAGAUGUCUUCAGUGAUACGGCACUCAUCACCUUUCCCUCCAGUAGCCUGAGCCGUCUCCCACAGUCCAGCUGGGUAGACUCACCUGAGCCACAGUAUCAACACUGUCCCGAUUUGGAGAUUAUACUGAGGGAAUCUCAGAGCUGAAACCGGAAAUGGAUAAGGGCUGCUUUUAUUGCUGACUUUUUAAAUAAAUUUGUGAUAUUUCAAACCACCAUUUUGUCAGACUGAGCAUAUGUAAUGGUCAGUUUAAUGAGAGACAUACAAUGGUGUUUAAUAAGGGACUGUUGACCUUCUUUGAUCAAUCCACUUUUCACGUUGUAACCCACUUCUUCUCAAUACUUGCAUGUAAAAUAUCUGUCAGUUCUGAGACAUUUUUAGACAAACUUGAAACUUCCAGCUUUCUGUAAAGAAAAUCUGUGAAAACCAAGACUCUGGAGUUUACUGCUUAAUAUAAACUGGAAAAGUCACUGA